Talaromyces rugulosus is the source of this 1524-nucleotide messenger RNA. RefSeq lists its product as uncharacterized. Lineage: Eukaryota; Fungi; Ascomycota; Eurotiomycetes; Eurotiales; Trichocomaceae. The coding region runs from base 1 to 1524 and encodes 507 amino acids. The transcript has 4 exons. Gene Ontology annotation, biological process: cellular response to biotic stimulus. The record is from RefSeq and is a predicted model, not a curated record.
AUGGCGACCAACAAAUUCGACCUGGCGAGCGACGUCGAGUUCAUCAAGACUCCGCCUCAGCCGCCCUCUGCAUUCGAGGCCCAGGACUGCGGCGUCCCCACGACUGAUUCGCCUGCAAUUCACAAUGCGCCUCUGCCUGCUGAAGGUCCUGGGAGCGAGAGCUUCUCCAAUAUUGUAUUGGGGGUGUUCAUCGUAGGCGUCCCAUGGUUCCUCGCCCGCCUGAUUGGCGGUGGUUUCAAGACCAAGAUUUUCUUUGGCCUCAUCACUCUGUUCCCUAUUCUGAUUGCCUACUGGACCUACAUGUCCUCGUUCGGCCCGCGCAUCAAUGACAAGGCCAGAUUCCCGGGUCGCCCAAUUGACUCGUAUGUAACCUUCAAGGACCCUGAAGACCAGGCAAAAUGGAAGGGUCGCAACAAGGUGCCCAUCCAGACCUUUUCCGAGCUCUAUGUCGAUGGCAAGGCUGAUAUCAAGGGCGACGCCCUUGAUAUCUUGGAGUACCGCCAUGAUUGGUCUACCUUUAGCUUCACCUGGGACCUGUUCAAGUUCAUCCUGUUCACUUUCGGUCCCGAUGUCAUCUUCCACACCAAGGAGCAGGACAUGGAACAGAUCCGUCCCAACUAUGACAAUGGAAAUGACCACUACUCUUAUUUCCUUGGCCCGCGCAUGAUCUACACCAGUGGUAUUAUUUCCGACACCACCCGGGAGGAGACUCUGGAAGAGCUGCAAGACAACAAAAUGGCUAUUGUCUGCGAGAAGCUUCAACUCAAGGAAGGCGAGACCAUGCUCGACAUUGGUUGUGGCUGGGGCACCCUGGCCAAAUUCGCUAGUGUCAACUACGGCGCCAAGGUCACUGGUAUCACGAUCGCGGAAACUGGAGCAGCAUGGGCUACCGACGCUCUUCGCAAGGCCGGCGUUCCCGAGGAACAAAGCAGGAUUCUCUGCAUGGACUACCGCGACGCCCCCAAACAGAAGUACAACAAGAUCUCGCAGCUCGAAAUGGGUGAACACGUCGGUGUUCGCAAGCUUACCGGUUUCUUCCGCCAGUGCUACGACAUGCUCGAGGAUGACGGUGCCAUGUAUGUGCAGCUUUCCGGUCUGAGACAGGCAUGGCAGUACGAGGACUUUAUCUGGGGAUUGUACUUGAACAAGUAUAUUUUCCGUGGUGCCGACGCCUCUACUCCGCUCUGGAAUUACGUUCGGUCUCUUGAGAGCGCUGGAUUUGAAGUUAAGAGUGUCGACACUGUCGGUGUGCACUACUCGGCGACUAUCUGGAGAUGGUACAGGAACUGGGUUGGCAAUGGCGACACCGUCAAAGCCAAGUACGGUCAGCGGUGGUAUAGAAUCUGGGAGCUCUUCCUCGCCUGGUCUGUCAUCGCCUCUCGCCAGGGCAGUGCCACCUGCUUCCAAAUCCUGGUGGUCAAGAACCUCAACGCGGUCCACCGUAUCGACGGAGUCAGCUCGCAGUUUGGCCUGUCUGGUGCUCUCGCCAAGGCCAAGGCAGCUGGCAAGGCUCUUCUCAAGUAG